Messenger RNA from Ramularia collo-cygni, 447 nucleotides. RefSeq lists its product as uncharacterized. The transcript has 2 exons. NCBI's taxonomy places the organism in Eukaryota, Fungi, Ascomycota, Dothideomycetes, Mycosphaerellales, Mycosphaerellaceae. The coding region runs from base 1 to 447 and encodes 148 amino acids. The record is from RefSeq and is a predicted model, not a curated record.
AUGGAGAUCGACACAAUUCAAGACUGGGCAAGCUAUUUCUUGGGAAACAGCCCCAUGAUCUCUUCCUACGGCUACGCGCRCCAAUUCUUCGUCAUCAUCAACACGGCCAGAGGAUAUAUCACACCAUUCAUCGAGCAAGUCGUCCAAAAGCCCGAUCUCGCGACCGUCGCGCUCCUCCUCGUCAUCUUAUUCAUCUCGCUCAAACUCGUCAACAUGCUUUACCAGACGGUCAUCUGGUGGCUGCGCUUGGCGUGGAGCCUGGUGUUCUGGGGUGGGUUGGCAGCACUUGCGGCUUGGAUGUACUCGCGUGGACCGGAGGGCGCGGCUGCAGACAUGCAGUAUUGGUAUGGCAUGUGGACGGGCGAGUACCAGCGCUGGAAGGAUCAGGAGCGAGUUGCGAGGCUGUUGAAUCAACAGGGUGGACGGACAAGACAGGCUUGGUAUUGA